UGCCAUCGCAACCACUGCCACACAGCAACCCACUGCAUCACAACGUGCACACACCUCAUCCCAAUCCGCCUCCGCCUCUCUUUCCUCUGGCCUACCUGUGCGUAUGACUGCGUCGUACCGCUCCAAGUCACUGGAGCAGGCGCCAGUGGAAGCAGCGGCGGUGGGGGUGCUGUAUCAGAAGAGCCACUCGCUUGACCUGGACCUCUCAAGGGCAGUAGAGGCCACAGGGUCAGGUGUGCUUAGAGAGGAGGAGGGCGAGAUGGUUGGGGAUGUGCCAAGUGUGAUGAAAUCCGAUGGGGAGGGUGGGGUAGAGGAAGGGGAAGGUGCAGGGCGAAGGGAUGUGGAGAGGUCAGAUUACAGGGCUGGUGGCGACGAGGAGGAGGAGGAGGAGGAGGAGGAGGAGGAGGAGGAGGAGGAGGAGGAGGAGGAGGAGGAGGAGGAGGAGGAGGAGGAGGAGGAGGAGGAGGAGGAGGAGGAGGAGGAGGAGGAGGAGGAGGAGGAGGAGGAGGAGGAGGAGGAGGAGGAGGAGGAGGAGGAGGAGGAGGAGGAGGAGGAGGAGGAGGAGGAGGAGGAGGAGGAGGAGGAGGAGGAGGAGGAGGAGGAGGAGGAGGAGGAGGAGGAGGAGGAGGAGGAGGAGGAGGAGGAGGAGGAGGAGGAGGAGGAGGAGGGGCAAGUGGGGAGUGGAAGGGGCGAGGAGGGCGAGGAGAGCAGCAGGGUGAGUGCGGAGCAGGCCUCUGCUGCUGGUCACGGCAACGUCACGUUUGACGGGCCACUCGUGGGCGGGCUGGAGGAGCCCCUGCACCUGCCCAGCUUCACGAGCGGCGCCCUGCCCUGGCAGCGCAAGAAGAGCCCGCCUCCCUUUGCUGCCGGCGCACGCGCGCUAGAGGCGCUGCGGCGAGCACAGGGUGCUGCUGCUGCCCAUGCUGCUGCUGGGGCUGGCGGGUCUGAGGCUGCUGGGACUGCUGGGGCGGGUGGUGAGAGCAUGGUGGGUGAGGGUGUUGAUGAGGAUGGGGUCCUUUUGCCCUCGUCUGCUCUGCCCUGGGGUGAUUCUGCAGCAGCUGCUGCAGGAGGAGGAGGUGGGGUGGGUGGGUGGGCGGUGGAGCGAUUGGUGGUGGAGAGGGAAGAGGAGGGGGAGAUGGAGCAUGCAAGCAGAGAUGUGGAGAGCAGCAAGGAGGGGCAAGUGAACGCUGUGGACUCCAACCCUGGGUUGAUCCAGGGUAAUGCUGUUGCUGGUAGGCGCGAUGAUGGUGGUGGAGGGAGGGAGGGCAAUGCCAGGGAUAAUGGCACUACUGCUGCACCGGCAGGCAGUGCUCUGGAUGGCUCGUUUGACUCUCUUUUUGGUGCCUCUGCAGGGGUUCUCCUGCCACCUGUGCCUGUGCUGCCGCCACUCACACCCGAUGCUGCAUCUGUCCUCUCCUCCCACACACCUGCCACAUCUGCUACCGCUGCAGCUGUCCCAGCAGACCCAUUAGCAGCAGCAGCAGCAGCAGCAGCAGCAGCAGCAGCAGCAGCAGCAGCAGCAGCAGCAGCAGCAGCAGCAGCGGGGGCAAGAGACAAAACACACCAAGCCUCACCCAGCAGCACCCGCCCCACUCCACACCGCGCCCUCCCCAUCCCCCUCCUCCCUCACCCCCUCCCCCCUCGCCUCGUCGCCGCUCAUCACCCCAUCGCCCACCAGCGGCCCCCACAGGGCCUUCCCGCGCUCAGCCACGUGCUCCUCCCUGCCUGUGCGCUCGCCCCUCUCCUCCUCCCCCGUCGCCUCUCCCGGGUCUCUAGAGGCGCUCUUCCAGUCGUCCAAGCACCACGGCGGGCAGUAUCAGCCCGGGCAGCAUCACUAGCAGCAGCAACAGCAGCCACAUCAUCCCCCGUUCCAUCGCUCUCCCCGCUCCUCCUCGCUGGCUCCACUGCUUCUCCCUCCACUGCCCCCGCGCUGCUAUCCCGCCCCGCACUCGCACGCUACCACACCAUGCCAGCAGCCCAGAUGGCCCACCUCCCCAUGCCCGCCCUUGCCCCCAUGCACUCCUUCCUCGACUCGUCUGGUAACCCUGUAACCCUGGAGGAGCUGUUUCAGCAAACCCGGCUGUCAGGGGUUGUGCCUGUGGUAUCGCCCCUGCCGUCCCCACUCGUCUCCCCAGCACUCAGCUCGCCUGCCUCUGCUGCCGCAUCCCCUAUAGCCGCUUCCCCCGCUUCUGCUGCUGCUGCCGCUGCUGGUGUCAGCACCUCUGGAUUUAUCUCCCCGGUGCUGUUCUCGCCCAUGCUGCUAUCCCCAGCCAUGUCCCCCGGUGUGGCACCACCAGUGCCUCCUCCCACACCUGCCAAGCCCUCUGUCACGCUGCUUGGCCUUGUUCCUUCCUCCUCUUCCACCUCCUCCCCGUCUUUCUCCAAGCAUCAGCCUUCCCCUCCUCCAUCCGCUUCCUUGCCGUCCCUAUUCUCCUCCUCCUCCUCCUCCUCCUCCUCCUCCUCCUCCUCCUCCUCCUCCUCCUCCUCCUCCUCCUCCUCCUCCUCCUCCUCCUCCUCCUCCUCCUCCUCCUCCUCCUCCUCCUCCUCCUCUUCCUCCUCCCCCUCUCCUCCCACCACCACCGCACCCCUUCCCACAAACCCCUCACUCUCACCAACCCCACCAUUCCACCACCUAAUCCCAACCCCGCCUCCUCCCCGUUCCCCUUCCGCGCACGACCCGCGCUCCCCACGCCACAGCAUGAUACACAGCAACCCACAUUCACCCAGGCACGGCUGGCGCUCACCCAUCUCCUCAACCUCAACCAUCCCCACCCACGACCCGUUCUCUCUCCACCACGCGCCCUCCAGCAACACCGGCGGCCCCAUAUACUCUGUGCAGAGCCCCUCGCGCCCGCGCUCCCCCGUGCCGCUCUCUCCCCGUGUGCUGCGCCAAGUGGCUGCUUCCAACAGUUUCAACAGCAGCAGCCCCCGUGCUGCCUCUGCUGCUGCGGCUGCUGCUGCUGCGGCGGCGGCGGCUGUGGCGACUGCUGCUGCUGCUACAGAGGCUACUGCUGCUGCAUCAGGUGGGUUUUCAGGUGGUGGAGGGUUGGAAGAGGCGGCUCCUCUCUCGCAGCUCGACGUGCUCGUGGCUCUCUCUGCCGGCGCUCUCCCUGUCAUGCCCACGCACACCUCUCCCACCGCUUCCAUUUCUCCCGCCACCACUCCCGACCGCUUCUCACCCACAUGGCCCGCAACAGCAGCACACAGCCCCUCCACUCCUGCCGUCGCUGCAGCAGCAAUCAACCACACCGAGUCACCAGGGGCAGGACCUCGCACCCCCGUGAGUGUAUUCAGCACAGCAGCAGGACCAGGAGCAGCGAGGGGCAGCACAGGCAGUCCCAGGCACGGUCGCCCCAUGCGCACGCUGCUAGGCCUGGUGGAGGUGCGGGAGGAGGAGCCCCCCAAGUCCCCCCGCAGCGCCAACCCCUCCCCUCGCAGCCGCCACAUGCGGCGCCACAGCAUGCCCAGUGCCAAGAGCAACCUCGGUGCUGCUGGUAGCUAUGGUGCGGAUGGGGCAGGGGGAGCGGGUGCGGGAGGGGGGACGGGUUCAGUGCCUGCUGCUGCUCCUGAGGCGUCUCCCCAGGGUGAUGCUGUUGGUGCUGCGGCCAGUGCUGGUCAAGGUGCUGCUGAUGCUGCUGCUGCUGCUCCUGCUCCUGCUGCUGCCCCUAGUGCUGUUUCCUCACUCGUCGUACCAGUAGAUCGACAGCAGCAGCAGCAGCAGGCGCUGCAGCAGAGGCAGCGGCAGCAGCAGCAGGACCAAGGGUACUCUGCAGUGGGGCUGACCCAUCUGGGUCCGUUGCAGGGGGGCGGGGAGGAGGAGCAACAGUUCCAUCUGCAGCUUCCCAACUUCAAGAUUGCUCGCCCUCCCUUCCUACGCGACUCCGCCUCUCCUGCUGCUGCUCACAGCCCUGCCUCUCCUGCUGCUGCUCAGAAUGAGCACGUGUUGCUGCCAGUAGGGCUCGGGGCAGAGAGGGAAGGCGGGGGGAGUGCUGGCGGGGAUAUGGGGAGACGGGGAGUGGGGGAUACAGGUGGGGGAGAUGGGCAGAAGGGAGUGAUGCAGCCAGUAGAAGCAGGAGAUGCAGUGGCUGUAGCAGCUGCUGACGCUGUGCCUACAGGUGCAGUUGCCGACAGUGGGAAAGCUGCUGCUGCUGCUGCUGCUGCUGCUGCGGCUGCUGCUGCUGUCGCGUCUGCUGCAGUGACACCUGUGGUUUCAGGUGGAGAACAAGAAACAGCCGGAGCAGCAUCAGCAGCAGCAGGAGCGGAGGCCAGAGCAACAGCAGGAGGAGCAACAGGUGCUUUGAGCAGUGCGCACGUUUCACAGGAGAGCGGAAAUGGAGCAGGUGCGGCCGGGUCAACAGGGCUGCCAGGGUCGGCAGGGGUGUCAGGGUCGGUGGAGGCACGGAGGAUACUGGCUUUGCUGCAGCGACUGCGAGAGCCGCUGGUGGCAGCACGGGGCAAGCUGCAGGCGGGCAGUGCGGAGGCUGUUGCUGUGGAGGAGGCUGCUCGCACUGUUGAGGGGGACCUGCUCCUCCUGCUGGGUGAAGCGGGGCAGGCGGAGGGGCGAGAAGGGGACGGGGGAGUGGGGGAGGAGAGGGAUGGGGACGCGGGAGGGCAGGGGAGCGCGGAGCAGGGCAGAGGGGAGCAGGGGAGGGGGGAUUUGAGGGUGCGUGGUGGGGAUGAGGAGGGGGUUGUGGUGGAGGGAGAAAGGGAGGAGGUUGGGAUGAGAGUGGAUGGAUUGGGGGAUGGAAGGAGGGAUGAGGGGAAGGUGGAUGGAGGGGAGGGGAGGGCAGGAGAGGGGGUUGCAGCAGGGGAGGUUUGUGAAGAGGAUAUAGCCCCAAGAGCCUCUUCGAAUGAUGGUGCUGCGGAUGCUGCUGCGUCUGCUCGCGUGCCACCGUCAGCAAUGUCAUCAGCAGCAGCAGAAGCAGCAGCAGAAGCAGCAGCAGAAGCAGCAGCAGAAGCAGCAGCAGAAGCAGAGAGGCAGGUGUUGGGAAAGACUGACAGUGGCGAGGUGGAUGAGGCGUUGGAGGGAGCAAUGAAAGACAGCGGGGCACAGGAGCGGGUGACUGCAGAGAGGGGAAGAGAGCAAGGGGUGGGGAAGGAGGGUGUGCGGUUUGGCUUGGCGGGAGAGGAAGAGGAGGAAGGCCGCGGGAGUGGUGAGGCGGGGAGUGGUGAGAAGGAACGUGAGGGGCAGCGGCCGUGGGAUGGAGGGGAGAGAGCAGCGGGGAGUGGGGAAGGUGUUGGUGGGGCGGUGGGAGUAGGGUCAGAAGCAGGGCGGAGAGAGCAUCAUUCAGCAUCAGCUGUAAAGUUGCCAUGGCCUGCUGCAGUGGAGGCGGUAGGGCCUCAUGCUGUGUUGGCAGGAGGUGAUGCGAGGGAGGUGGAGCUGUCAUUCAAGGAGAGCUUGAGCCGGGAAGAUAAAGGGAUGCAUGCUCGUGGUGGCGAGGAGGGGCAGGGUCGCUAUGAUGACAGGAGCAACUACCGCCGCUCCCAUCACCAGCGUCAGCUGCAGGAAAAGCAGCAGCAGCAGGAGCAGGAGCAGCAGCAGCAGAAGGAGCAGCAGCAGCAGCAGCGGCGGGAGAAGGCACACAAGCAGCCGUCAAUGGAGGGCGUUUCUGCGCUGGAGCUUCAAGCAGCGCUGCAGCAGGUGGUGAACCUGGGCGCAGCCAUGGACAGCACAACACGUGGGGGAGGAGAACGAGGAGAAAGAGGAGGAGGAGGAGCGAAAGGCAAGGAGGAGAGCACUGGGAGGAGGGGCAGGGAUGGGGAGGACGGGAAAGGGACCGGCACUAUCAAGUUGGAGCAUAUGGAUGGGUACGAGCAUGCAUCAGACAGCGCUAGCAGCAGCUGCUGCACCCACCGGGGUACACAACCCAGAGGUGGUGCAUCUGGCGAUGCUCCUGCUGGUUCUGGCGCUGCUCCUGCUGGUUCUGGCGCUGCCUUUGCUGCUGCGGGUAAAAUCGAUGCUGGAUUGGCUGGUGCUGGCGGCAGCAGUACCCAAGGAAGCUUGCGUGGUGACUUGUGGCCUCUGUCCCACGCCAAGCCGACUCGCUUCAAGGAAGGCAGUGUGGACAGCAGUGGGGUGGGCAGCCGAGCAGUCAGUGCCAUGGGCAGUGCGGUAGGAAGUGGGGCAGGCAGUGCGGCAGGCAGUGGCAUGGGGAGUGCAGCAGACUCUGGGGCUGACUCUGGUGUAGACGCAAGGCAGCAGCACAGGCUGAGGCUGCAGAGGAGGGAGAAGGAGCGUGCGGUUACCAUUGCGGGCGGCAGCAGCAGCAGCAGCGCUGUUGGCGGAGCGGUGGCGAGGGGUGGAGUGGUGUCGAUGACGGUGGAGGGCGGUAAGGUGGUGGUGUCUGGCACUCUCAAGUACACACGAGAGGUGCGCUUCUCAGGGAUAUGGUCCCAGGAUGGCCUUGACAUUACCUCUGCUGCUGCUCUUGCUCAUCCUGAUCAUACUCAUACUCUUGCUGCUGCUGCUGCUGCUGUUAAUGCUGAUCAUGGUGAUGACCAUGGUGCUAUAGUGGUGCAUCACAAGGGCACUGCUGCUGCUGCCACUACUGCUGCUGCUGCUGCUGCUGCCUCUCAUGCUUCCGGUAAGGGACCGCAGGUGCGACGACCCAGGAGUGGCGGCAGGGCGGAGAAGAGCAGAGGCAGAAAGUACCGUCUGUCACGGCUGGGGAAUGUGGUGGAAAAUGGCGGUGGGAGUGAGGAGACGAGUGGGGUGAAUAGUGGAAUGGGGAGUGAGGGCGUGAGUGAGGUUGGGUGCGAGGGAGUGAGUGAGGGGGGGAGUGAGGUGGUUAUGAUGCAGAGAGGGAGGCGGGGGAAGAGCCGGAGCAGGAGCAGGGAGAGUGGAGGCGCUGGUGGGUCAUUAGGUGGCAGUGGGAAUGUGAGUGGGAGUGGGAGUGCGAGUGGCAGUGGGUGGAGCAGCAGAGGAGUGGAGGCAGGGGCGAGGAGAAGGAAGGGAAAGAGCAGGAUGGGGUUAGCGGCAGAGAGCGGUUCAGUGGGUUCAGCAGGGAGUGCAGUAGGAGGGGUUGAAGCAGAUGGAGCAACUCGGGAAGGGAGUGGGAGAGGAAGGGGAAGAGGGAGGGCGAGAGGGAAGGGGAGAGGAAGCGGUGUAGAGGCAUUAGGUGCAGCUGCAGCAGCAGCAGCAGCAGUAGUAGAAGCAGCAGAAGCAGAAGCUAAGGCAGUGGGAGGGGCAGGCAGGGUGGCUAUUGGGCAGCCGGGUAUUGGGGCAGUGCAGCAGGCACAGAGGAGUGAAGAGGGCGCGCGGAGCGAGGGCAAAGGAGAGACGGAUGGGGAGGAGAGGCAGGAUGAGGAGAUGCAUGGGGAUGGUGGCGUUGCUUGCGGUGAUGUCUGCAGCAGCAGCAGCAGUGAGGAUGUGUUCUACGAGGCGAGGGAGAUGGUGAGCUCACCAGGGUCGGCGGCAGGUUCGGUGGCAGGUUCGGCGUCGGUGUCAGCAUCGGAUGAUGAGGGCAUGUGGAGUUGCAACUCCUCUUCCCGCAUGCUCAACGCCCGCACUACUCUACCUUCCCCUGCCUACGCUGCUGCUGCCACUUGUCCUGCACCUGAUGCCAGCGCUGCUAGUGCUGCCACUGGCAGUGCCACUGCCGUGGGCACUCUCAGUGCACAGCUCCUCACCCCCAGCAGCAAGGACGACGCAGCACGUCCACUGGAAUCCGUUGCUCCUGCUGCCAGCAUUGCCAGCAAGGAAGACACAGCUGCCAGCAUUGCCGCUGCUGCUCCCGCCAUCGCUGCAGCUUCUGCUGCUCUGGCUGUUGUUGCUGCUUCUGCUUCCGCCCCUUCCACAUCACCUCCAUCUGCUGCCAUAUCCCCCCCUGCUACCUCUGCUUCGGUUCCUGCUCCUGCUGUGCCUUCACCUGUCUCUGCCUCCUCUGCUGCCUCAACCGCCCCUGCUGCUGCCACUACUACCGACACAUCUUCCGUUGCUACCACAAAAUCUUCCACCGCUACUGCCCCAGCCACCGCUGCUGUCACUUCUCCUCCCACCACAACCCCAACCCCAUCACCCCCCCCUCCAGAAACACUCUACACCCGCUCCCCGUCCCCUCCCCUCCCCUCCUCCAACCCCUUCUCCUUAUCCCCCUCCAACCGACCUCCCUCCUCCUCCUCGCCCUUCACGCACCCGCCCUUCCGCCCACUCCCUCCCGAUGCGCAGCUGCUGCUGCAGCGCUCCAUGAUUCCCCACCCACGCCGCAGCCCCUUGGGAAUCCGCCGCACAGUCUCCGAUCUCACAGCCGAGGUCAGUGCUCUCAGGGCCGCCUCUGUCUCUGCUGCUGCCUCUGCCGCUGCUGCUGCUGCGGCGGCGGCUGCUGCGGCUGCAGCUGCUGGUGCAGCUGGUUCAGGCGCUGCCGCUGGUGGUGCCUUUGGUGGGGGUGCGGGUCCGGGGUUUGGUGGUUUCGGCGCGGGCAGUGGCAGCAGCAGUGGCGGCGGAGCAGCAGUGAAUGCGCGGCGCCGUGCCGCAGCGAUCUCAGCGCUGAGAGCAGCAGCUCUGGAAGGGCAGCUCCAGCAGUCGAACCACUCAGGAGUGUACUCCAAACGAGCAAUGGCAGGGCUGGGGGGGUUGGGAGGAGCGGGAGGGGAUGGUGGAGGGAGCUGGGGAGGCGGGGCUGCAGGAGUGGGGUUCGGGGGAAUGGGUGGGAGAGGGGUGGGGAUGCGAGGAGGAGUGGGGGAAGGGCUGGGGGAGGAUAUGCUAUCAGGCACACCUGCGGCCGUGUUUGGGCGGAGCAGCAGUGGGUUAGGCAGCACAGGAGGAGGUGCAAGCACAGGGCUGUCUCCCGUACACGUGAACAUGGGUAUGGGUAUGGGCAUGGGCAUGGGCAUGGGAGUGAAUAGAGCAGCUAGUCCAGGUGCUGUCUCCAUACCUUCCCCAGGCCUAUCGGGUCCUUCUUGGCAGCUUCUCUCUUUUCCUGAGGACUUGGCUACCAGUUCCCGCCCCUCCUCCUCCUCACACACUCUCACCCCACAAUCUGCCUCUCGCACUCCCUCUGCUCUGGCUCCUGGCGUGGCGGAUUUCCUUUGGGGAUCGGGCAGUUUCCGGGGUGUGCUAGAAGGGCCGGGGCUUUUCCACUGGGGUUCUGGCAGUAGUACCAGCAGAGGGGGAUGGACGGCAGGGGGAGAGGGGGGAACGGGCGGAGGAGGAGGAGGAGGCGGGGACGGGAACGGUGCAGGGGAACGGGGCGGGGGAAGCAGCGGGGGGAGAGCGGGGCUGGGGAGUGGAGGCGGGGGGAGCCGAGGCGGCACGGGGGGGAGCGGGGGGAGCAUUGGGCGCUUAGGGAGUGGGGGGGGGCGCAGUAGCGGGAGCGGCAGUGGGGGGUCAACAGGGUCAGGGUACCGAUUUGCAGUGCCGAUACAGCGGGCAGUGGCAGAGACAGAUGACUACGAGGAGGGGCAGGUGUGCCCUCUGUCGCGCUCUAACAGUGCUAAUCUGGAUGUGCUGCUGCAUGGCAUGCACUCAGGACACUCUGUGCCGUCCCCGUGGGAUAGUGCGGACAUGGAUGGGGUUGUGGAUGGGCCAGGCAUGGGUGCUGCUGGUGGGGAUGGUGGGGAGAGUGGGGCUGGUGGGGUGAGUGAGGUGGGUUCAGCAGCAGCGGCAGACGUGGGUGUAGGGGCGGAAGGGGUGGGUGAGGGUGAGGGAGUUGGGGAGGAGAGGAGGGAGGGGGGUUUUGAGGGGCAGAUGGGGGAAGGUGUUGCAGAGGAGGGGAGAGGACUGGGAAUGGCAGGGAGGAUGGGUGGCGAGGGUGGGAGUGACGCAGAGGGUGAAGGGAGGGAGGGCGAGCAGGGAGAUGCAGGGAGACAGGACGUGCAGGUGGGUGGGGGUGGGCGUGGGGGUGCUACUGGUGGUGCUGGUGGCGGAGGAGAAAACGAGGUGCAGGAGGGUGCAGAUACGGAGAUUGAGCCAGUGACUUUCGUUCCACCCAAUGCUUCUGCUGUCGCCUCUGCUGCUCCUGCCUCUCCUGGUGCUCCGGGUGCAGUUGCAGCUGCUGCUAGCAAAGCUGACAGUAACCUGGGUAAGCUGGUAGGUGAGGGAGGAGGUGGAGGAGGAGGAGGAGUUGGAGGAGGGGUUGAUAUACGAGAGGAGGAACGUGCAGCAGCAAGCACAGGUGCAGGACCAGACGGCGAGAGCCCAAACCAUCCAUCUGCCGAGCCUGGGGAAGGAGCAAGGGCGCGCGGAGGAAGCCCGCCAUCGCACCAGCGCCCGCUGUCUCCUCUCAGGCACCACCAGCACCGCCUGCAGCCAUCACUGCUGGGUCGCCGCCCUGCCUCCCCCCACACCGCGCCCGCUGCUGUCGGCGGCAUCGCCUCCUCUGCUGGCCCACAGCCUCAGCUGUCCACCGCACUGGCUUCUCCUGCUUCUCCUUCCGCUGCAUUCUCUGCUGCUCCUUUGGACGAUUUUCCUGCACUGGUGGUGGUGCCUCAACGCGGGGGCGCAACAGCAGGCAUGAGCGAACCCACCCCCUCCUCACCACCCACUGCAUCACUCUCAACAGCAUCUGCGGCAGCGCCAACAGCAGCAGCAGCAGCAGCAGCAGCAGCAGCAGCAGAGGCGGCAGCGCCAGCAGACAUGGGGCUGAGUCUCGGGGGAGACAUUGUCAAGGAUGCCCGCGUCGCUGCACGCAUUCUGGAGCAGCAGCAGCAGCAGCAGCAGCAGCAGCAAGGGGGAACGAGGUACGUAGAAGCCGAGAGACUGGCUGCUGCUGGAGCUUAUAACGCAGUAGCCAGUAUGGGAUACGCGCCUGCUGUGGGCAGCAACGUGGGCGUGGGUGGCAGUCCAAGCACAGGUGCAGGUGCAAGGACAGGGAAUGCUCACGCAGGCAUGAUGAGGACGCCCUCUGCUUCCUCUGCCACUCCCAGCAGCGACAGUACCGGGAGCAGUGUGAGGGGCCCCGGGGGCGUGGCAGGCAUAGUGGCGCGCACAAGAAUCGGCGGCAGUGGCAGGAGAAGCAAUGCUGCUGCUGCUGCUGGUGUCGGCAGUGCGGGAGGGACUGGAGGGGGUGUAUCGCCGUUUGGGUCCUCCCCAGCAACGGAAGGUGCUAGCGAUGCAGACACCAUGGCAGACCAAGAGGAUGCGGAUGUUCUGCUCACCGCACGGAGAACGGUGACGUCACUCGGGGUGUCGUCCCCGCCACCCGCUCCGCUCGCGUCGUCGUCACUCGACCGGCACAGGCGGCGGCAGCGGGCCGUGCUGGACUGGGGGAGCAGCGUCGCGGGAGCGGCGGCGAGUAGCAACAUGUCGCGGCCAAUGGCGCUGGGGCUCGUGCUGCUCGUGCUCUUCCUCACGUCGCAGUCCGAAUGGCGGUCGUCGCGCUCCCACAUGGACGCCGCCGCGUCCGCCGCGUCGAAGCAGAUGCGCGUGGAGAAGCACCGGGAUGGCGUCAAGGAGAAGAUCAUCAUGGAUCUAAUGGCGGAGAACAAGCGUCUGGAGGCGGAAAGGGAGCGGCUUCGGCGCGUGGUGGAGGAGAUGCAACGGCGCCUGGUGGCGUGCUGCCAUGCCAACCCGCACCUCGACACCUUCGAGCCCUCCACUCUCAGGCCCUCCUCUCGCCUCUCCCCGCAGACCCUGGAUGACCGCUUCCUCUCCUCCUCCUCCUCUUCUUCCUCCUCUUCCUCCUCCUCUUCCUCCUCCUCCUUCCCCUCCGCAUCCACCUCCUACUCCUCUGCCUCCUCGUCUGCUUCGUCCUCAUCUUCUUCUGCUUCCUCCUCCUCCUCCGCCUCGUCCUCUUCCGCCGCCCUCCCCUCAAUCACCAGCGGAUCCUCCCACGCCGUGAUGUUUGGGCAGCCAAAUACUGAUUCCCCAGGCAUGCAGCGACAGGCUGGCGCGCAGAGCGACGGCGGGCGGGAGUAUAAGCGGCAGCAGCUGCUCACUCGCAGGCACGUCGAGGAGGCGUUAGCGGGAGGCGGUGGCUUCGACGCUGAUCCGCAGGAGCAGGAGCAACAGCAGGAGGAGGAGGAGGAGGAGCAGCAGCAGCAGCAGCAGCAGCAACAGCAGCAGUUGACGCAGCAGCUGCAGUCGCAGGUUCAGCAGCAGCAGUUACAGCAACAAGUGCAGUCUCAGCAGGCUCAGCAGCAGCAGGCGGAUGGAGGCAUGAUACAGGGAGGAGCAGCUGUGAUCGGGCAUAUGACUCGCUUCCGAGGGUUCCGAGAGCACCAGCAGCGACAACAGCUGCGACGGGAGCAGCAGCUGCAGCCGCAGACGCAGCAGCAGCACCUGUUGUUUCCACUGAUUGUGCAGGAGGAGAAGGUCGGGAAGCAGGUUCAACGGCAUACCUUUGAUCAACGUCAGCAGCAGCAGUUGGCUGUGCCACAGGGGCAAGGAGAGUUCGAAUCUCAGGAGCUUGAGGAGCAGCAGAGCUCAUAUGCGGGUAGGAGCAGUUUGAGCAGCAGCUCUGGCAGCAGCAUGGCUAGCAGCAUUGCAAGCAGUGGGGAGGGCAGUGCACGGAGCAGUGUGCAUGUGAUGCAGGAGAAUGGUGUGGGUGCUGAUGUGCUUGCAGGUAUGGGUGCAGUGCGGUUUGAAGAGGAAUCCAGUGGUAGUCAAGGGGGCUCAGAGAGGAGGCGAACAGGGGAAGAGGAGGGGGUGUUUGUUGGAACGAGUGGCAGAGGAGAGGAAGAGGACAGGGCAAAGACAUGGCUGUGA
Closterium sp. NIES-65 is the source of this 12643-nucleotide messenger RNA. NCBI's taxonomy places the organism in Eukaryota, Viridiplantae, Streptophyta, Zygnematophyceae, Desmidiales, Closteriaceae. The record is from the annotation of a GenBank genome assembly.